Megachile rotundata (alfalfa leafcutting bee) is the source of this 2483-nucleotide messenger RNA. Its product is annotated as calcium-independent phospholipase A2-gamma. Gene Ontology annotation, biological process: arachidonate metabolic process. NCBI's taxonomy places the organism in Eukaryota, Metazoa, Arthropoda, Insecta, Hymenoptera, Megachilidae. The record is from RefSeq and is a predicted model, not a curated record. Gene Ontology annotation, cellular component: membrane.
UAAUAAUAAUUCUUUGCUACAAGUUAAGCAUUUACUUGUAACGAAAUCAUGGUUAAAUUUAGCGAUUAGUACGUUUUAUGCGAUGGUAGACAUCAGCUGAUUUUGACAGUUGUAUCGCACGCGAUUAUAGUCCCAUUCUCGUUUCCGAAUAUUUAUUUACGAAUAAUAGAAAAAAAACCAUUUAACAACCACUUCAUUCUUUUUUGCAAGCAUCGCGCGUUAAAAAGAGCUAUCUAUUCCGAGGUAAUUCUGCAGCGAUGAUUCGUUUACCAUUAGCGGAUAGUGCUGUGGAUAAAAAUUGCAGUGGAAAAGUUAACGACAACGCGUUAUUUAAUCGUACGAAUAUUUUGUGGAAGAGUAAAAUGUCCAUGCAAAGUCACUCGAAAAUUUUGUCUCAACUCAGAGAUUAUUUGAACAAAUAUGGUUACAGUAAGAGUUUGCGAGUAAUUUUGUUCAAGAAUUGGUUCGAUUUCUUCGAGAAAAAGAAAGUGACCUAUUCUCAGAUCAAUGCCAUAAAAAAGUUGUCCCAGAGCGACUAUCUAAAAGGUACGAGCGAGGUGCAAGCAUCGAGCAUCGAUAAGACUGAAAAUAACAAAAUACAAGGAGAAAAAGUUUUAACCGAGGCUGUAGAAAAAGGAGCAACCGCUGAUACUUCUGUUAAACGAGAGAAGGACACGGAUAGAUUGGUAAAUACCGAUAAGGAAAUACGGACCAAAGCGAAAUCUCAUAGUUUCACGGAUGCUCUGGACAUGCUAAUAUUUAAAUUAACCGAUAAAAGUAAAGCGAGUAAAUUGGUUGUACCUAAAUGGAAACUAAAUAUUCAUAAAAACGUACCGAUGCACAGUAUUACCUCCAGAACGCGUCAUGUUCUGAACAGUAUUUUGACCGCGGAGUCGAAUGCUUCGCGUUGUAGGAGGAUCGACGAUUUAUUGGAACAUAUCGAUCAGUAUCAAGAAGCGAGACAUUAUGCCAUUAAGGAAGGCGCGAUCAAAGUGCUGCUGAAAGUGGGACGUAGAAGUAAAGAUGAACAAUUAAAAGCAUCCAUUAGAGAAGCAUUGGCGGUAUUAGGUUAUAGCGAUCCACUACCUGGUAAAGGUAUUAGAAUUCUUUCGAUCGACGGUGGAGGUAUGCGUGGCGUAUUGGUUAUAGAAAUGUUGAAGAAACUCGAAGAAUUGACUGGAAAGAGAACGCACGAAAUGUUCGAUUAUAUAUGCGGUGUGAGUACAGGAGCAAUUUUGGCGAUUACUUUAGGUGGACACAAACGGAAAUCUCUCAACGAAAUAUCCGAGUUGUACAAAGAAUUAAGUGCCAAAGUAUUUACUCAAAGUGCUAUAAAGGGCACGAGCAAUUUGGUAUGGAGUCAUGGAUAUUACGAUACGGCGCUAUGGGAAAAGUUGUUACAAGAACAUUUAGGAAAUAGAACCCUUAUAAAAACAGCUCGUGAUCCCGGUACACCGAAGUUUUCAGCUAUAUCGGCUAUAGUCAAUCAUGCGCGCGUAACGGCUUACGUCUUCAGAAAUUACACGUUGCCCUAUAGAGUUGAGAGUCAAUACAUAGGAUCUCAUAAACAUAAAUUGUGGGAAGCGGUGAGAGCGUCCGCGGCAGCGCCUAGUUAUUUCGAAGAGUUUAAGAACGGUGAAUACCUUCAUCAAGAUGGAGGUAUACUCGUGAACAAUCCGUGCGCGGUUGCGUUGCACGAAGCGAAACAAUUAUGGCCAAAUCAACCGAUUCAGUGCGUUGUUUCCUUCGGUACUGGACGAACACCGAACCGAAUUUGUGAUAACAAUAACGAUUCUAUGGAUGUUAUGAUUUCAAGCUGGAAAGAUAAAUUUUAUAAAAUAUUAGAUAGUGCUACUGAUACGGAAGCUGUACACACGAUGCUUAACGAUCUUUUACCUGAACACGUGUAUUUUCGAUUUAAUCCCUACUUGACUGAAAUGUUGUCGAUGGUAGAGAUACGUCCUGAGAAAAUUAGUCAGCUGGAACAAGAUGCGAAGAUGUAUAUAAGGAGAAAUGAAGAAAAAUUUCAGAAAGCUGCUAAAGUAUUGUUGGAAAGGAAACAAAUUCCGCGCAAGGUUCUGGAUUGGAUUAGGUUACAAAAACGAAUUUAUGGUUUAUGAAAUAUCGUUUUUCUUAGAUAAUUGUGCAUUCCGUACCUUCGCGUAAUACGUGUUCUUCGAUAAUUGUGUAAAUAUUAAAUGUAGUCGCGAGAAGACACGUUCUACGUUUUAACUAAUGAAAUUAGUUAGUUCAAUCUAAGAUAUUGUUAUCCUUUUUUUUUUAGAAGGAAAGCAAUAUUUUAAAAUAGGACAAAAUUAAUUAAUUACACGUGUAUGUGUAGUGCAAAUUUUGUGUACUCUAGUCCCUUGAAGAGAAAUGAUGUGCUGUAGAGUAGAACGCAAAAAAAAAAAUAUUGUUCCGAAACUGUCGUUACACUAAAAUUGGAACUAGAUGUGUGUAUAACCAAUUGUUGUAGAGCAAAA